GCGCAGCCGCAAAGAAGCGGGGCGGGAAUGCGCAGGCGCAGAGAGCUCGGCGGGGCGCGGACCUCCCUCAUCUGGCGCCGCUUCGCGCCCGGCCUGAGGCAGCCGGGCGGGCUGGUCAGGAGCCCGCGCCAUCCCCGUGGCGGCUGAGGCCGGCUCUGCUGCGCCGGUCUCGGGGCGUCAGCCCGCCCCCUGAGCCGCCGCCAUCAUGCUGCUGCCCGUGUUCACCCUGAAACUGCGCCACAAAAUCAACCCCCGUAUGGUGGCCGUAGGGCGCUACGAUGGGAUUCAUCCGUGCCUGGCAGCCGCCACGCAAGCGGGCAAGGUUUUUAUUCACAAUCCUCAUAAACGGACCCAGCCUGUUAGUGCCUCCAGAGUCUGGCAGAGCCCCCUGGAGUCCGAUGUUUCGCUUCUCAACAUCAACCAGGCAGUCAGCUGCCUGACGGCCGGAGUGCUGAACCCCGAACUUGGCUACGACACGCUGUUAGUGGGGACGCAGACUAAUCUUUUGGCCUAUGAUGUCUACAACAAUUCAGAUUUGUUCUACAGAGAGGUAGCAGAUGGGGCAAAUGCAAUUGUGCUGGGGACAUUGGGAGAUAUUUCCUCACCUCUUGCAAUUAUUGGUGGAAAUUGUGCACUGCAGGGCUUUGACUAUAAGGGAAAUGAUCUCUUCUGGACGGUUACUGGAGAUAAUGUUCAGUCCUUGGCCUUGUGUGACUUUGAUGGUGAUGGGAAGAAAGAGCUUCUUGUUGGCUCUGAGGAUUUUGACAUCCGAGUUUUUAAAGAAGAUGAGAUUGUGGCAGAAAUGACAGAAAUAGAGAAAAUCACCUCCCUGUGCCCCAUGUAUGGCAGUCGAUUUGGUUAUGCCCUUUCCAAUGGCACAGUUGGAGUUUAUGACAAAACAUCCCGAUACUGGAGAAUCAAAUCCAAAAAUCAUGCGGUGAGCAUUCAUGCCUUUGACCUUAAUUCUGAUGGAGUAUGUGAACUGAUAACGGGUUGGUCCAAUGGAAAGGUCGAUGCUCGAAGUGACCGAACAGGGGAAGUCAUCUUUAAAGACAACUUUCCUUCUGCGGUUGCUGCGGUGGUGGAGGGAGAUUACCGCAUGGAUGGCCGCACGCAGCUGAUCUGCUGCUCCGUGGAUGGGGAGAUCCGGGGCUACCUGCCAGGCACGGCUGAAAUGAGAGGGAAUCUCAUGGACACCAGCGUCGAGCAGGACCUGAUCCGAGAGCUGAGCCAGAAAAAACAGAAUCUGUUGCUGGAGCUCCGGAACUAUGAGGAAAAUGCCAAGGCUGACUCGAGCAGUCCACUGAGUGAGGCUGAUGGGCACCGCGGCAUCAUCCCAGCCAAUACCAAACUCCACACCGCCCUCUCCGUCAAUCUGGGCAGUGAGGUCCAGGCUGCCCAUACAGAAUUGUGCAUCUCCACGUCUAACGACACCAUCAUCCGAGCAGUACUGAUAUUUGCAGAGGGAAUUUUUCUGGGUGAAAGCCACGUGGUACACCCCAGCAUUCACAACCUCUCCAGCUCAAUCCGCAUCCCAGUCUCACCCCCCAAGGACGUCCCUGUGGACCUGCACUUGAAGGUCUUCGUGGGCUACAGAAGCAGCACCCAGUUCCACGUAUUUGAGUUGACGAGACAGCUGCCCAGAUUCUCCACGUACGCACUGACCAGCCCAGACGCGGCCAGCGAACCGCUCAGUUACGUGAACUUUGUUAUUGCAGAACGUGCCCAGAGGGUUGUUAUGUGGCUCAGCCAGAACUUUCUGUUACCAGAAGACAUUAACAUUCAGAAUGCUCCAUUUCAAGUGUGUUUCACAUCCUUACGGAACGGUGGCCAGCUCUAUAUAAAAAUAAGACUUAAUGGAGAGAUCACCAUCAAUACUGAUGAUAUUGAUCUGGCUGGUGAUGUCAUCCAGUCGAUGGCGUCAUACUUUGCUAUUGAAGACCUUCAGGUAGAAGCUAAUUUCCCCAUCUACUUUGAGGAAUUACGAAAGGUGCUUGUUAAGGUGGAUGAGUAUCACUCAGUGCAUCAGAAGCUCAGUGCUGACAUGGCUGACAACUCUAAUUUGAUCCGAAGUUUGCUGGUCCGAGCUGAAGAUGCUCGUCUGAUGAGGGACAUGAAAACAAUGAAGCGUCGCUAUAUGGAACUCUACGAUGUUAAUAAAGACUUGCUCAAUGAAUAUAAAAUUCGCUGUAAUAAUCACACAGAACUGUUGGGAAACCUCAAAGCAGUAAACCAGGCCAUUCAGAGAGCAGGUCGUCUGCGCGUUGGGAAGCCAAAGAACCAAGUGAUCACUGCCUGUCGGGAUGCGAUCCGAAGCAACAACAUCAACACGCUGUUUAGAAUCAUGCGGGUGGGGACGGCAUCCUCAUAGUGCGGAAGCAGAGGUAAUGCGCUCCCUCAGAAAUGGUUUUUCAGAAGAAUCUGCUCUGGAGCACGCCCUGGUAUACCUGGUGUUCUGAGGGUGACACGGCCUUUCUGAGCUGUGCAGCUGAAUGACGAAGCACUGCAUCCGGCAGGGUGUCCUGUGUUACUUUGACAUCACUGGUUCCACUGCUGGCCAGCACUGGCUUGUACGGAGGCGGGGGAACAGUUCUGACACCUUGGUCAUCAGAGUCCACCGUUCUGUGUGUACAUAGCGCGUAUGGUAAAUCCGCUUUUCUUGCCAUUAUAACUGAAUUUGUAAUCUUGAAAUAAAUGAUCUACCUUUUCACUAAAAUGUAAAGGUGUUAUAUACUUUGUGUGGACUGAUGUUGAAAUCACAAUGUCAGAACUGAAUAAAUCAUUUGUAUUACGUGGAGAAAAACAAAAAUAUGGAUUAUUUGAGUGUUCACUGAGAAGUAGGUGUAAACAGAACAUGUGUUAAGGAAGAGUCAGUUUAGAGUGAUUUAUUAGUUGGACUAGUGCAGACAGGUGGACCUCAAAAUUCACAGCACACUUCUUUUUCAUGUAAGGAUGUAAGGAUUUCCCUAUAAUUAUUCAGGGGCCUGGUUCCUUGACUCA
Condylura cristata (star-nosed mole) is the source of this 3000-nucleotide messenger RNA. It is a transcript of the gene BBS2, whose product is annotated as Bardet-Biedl syndrome 2. NCBI's taxonomy places the organism in Eukaryota, Metazoa, Chordata, Mammalia, Eulipotyphla, Talpidae. The transcript is spliced from 17 exons. Gene Ontology annotation, cellular component: membrane; BBSome; motile cilium. Gene Ontology annotation, biological process: non-motile cilium assembly. Gene Ontology annotation, molecular function: protein binding. The record is from RefSeq and is a predicted model, not a curated record. Bases 206 to 2371 code for a protein of 721 amino acids.